AUGCCCAGCAUGUGGCUUACCGAUAUGCAGAAAAUUGGUGUCGGGUUCUGCUCUGGAGGUGGACUGUUUUUGUUUGGAGGCGUCCUCAUGUUCUUUGACCGAUCGAUGCUAGCCAUGGGCAAUAUCCUUUUCCUGAUCGGCCUGAUCCUCAUAAUUGGCAUUCAAAAGACGUUCGUCUUCUUCGCAAGACGCCAGAAACUGAAGGGGACGGCCGCUUUUAUGACUGGCAUACUUCUCAUCUUGAUCCAUUGGCCAUUGACCGGGUUCUUGAUCGAACUUUACGGCAUCUUUGUUCUGUUUGGGGACUUCUUCGCUACGAUAGCGUCAUUUGCCGGCAAUACUCCAGUCGUGGGUCCGUAUAUCCAAAUGGCUUUACAGAAGAUUUCAAGCGGUAGAAGAAACGCCGAACUGCCAGUGUGA
Rhinocladiella mackenziei CBS 650.93 is the source of this 420-nucleotide messenger RNA. RefSeq lists its product as uncharacterized. The transcript has 5 exons. Gene Ontology annotation, cellular component: Golgi cis cisterna; Golgi membrane; COPII-coated ER to Golgi transport vesicle. Bases 1 to 420 code for a protein of 139 amino acids. NCBI's taxonomy places the organism in Eukaryota, Fungi, Ascomycota, Eurotiomycetes, Chaetothyriales, Herpotrichiellaceae. The record is from RefSeq and is a predicted model, not a curated record. Gene Ontology annotation, biological process: endoplasmic reticulum to Golgi vesicle-mediated transport; retrograde transport, endosome to Golgi.